CCAAAAUCACACCAAAACAUUCAUUUAACAAAUACACUAAACAGAAACAUGACAUUUCCAAAACUCUUGCUCAUUACACUCUUCUUGUCUCUUCAAACACUCUUCAUUGCUUCUCAAAUCCUUACUUCUUCAUCAAACUCUUCCUCCAGCAUCUGCAAAACGACUCCGGACCCCAAGUUCUGCAAGUCAGUGUUCCCACAAACGUCACAAGGGGACGUUCGGGACUACGGCCGCUUCUCCCUACGUAAGUCACUAACGCAAUCGCGAAAAUUCACACGCACGAUAGACAAAUACCUCAAACGCAACAAAGGCUUAUUAUCACACUCCGUCGUUGGAGCUCUCCAAGACUGCCGUGACUUAGCUAGCCUCACUACGGACUAUCUCACAACGUCGUUCGAGACCGUCAACGUCACCGCAUCGUCCAAAACGCUGUCGUUUUCGAGAGCCGAUGAUAUCCAAACGCUUCUUUCCGCGGCGUUGACCAACGAGCAAACGUGUCUCGACGGAGUCAACACCGCGGCUUCCACCUCGUGGACCAUACGGAACGGCGUCGCAUUGCCUCUCAUUAACGACACGAAGCUUUUCAGCGUUUCCCUCGCUUUGUUCACCAAAGGGUGGGUCCCAAAGAAGAAGAAACAAACCGGCUACUCUUGGGCCCACCCGAAGAACACUCACUCUCAUAACAAGCCGCUCCGUCACUUUCGUAACGGAGCUCUGCCGUUAAAGAUGACGGAACAGACGCGCGCCGUUUACGAGUCUUUAAGCAGGAGGAAGCUCGCGGACGACGACAAUGACGAUAACACGGUGCUUGUGAGUGACAUUGUGACGGUGAACCAAAACGGAACGGGGAAUUUCACGACCAUAACGGACGCAGUUGCGGUGGCGCCGAACAAAACCGACGGUACAGCUGGAUACUUUGUUAUCUACGUGACGUCAGGUGUUUAUGACGAAAACGUAUUGAUCGCGAAGAACAAAAGGUAUCUAAUGAUGAUCGGUGACGGAAUCAACCGUACGAUUAUUACCGGUAACCGGAGCGUCGUUGACGGUUGGACCACUUUCAACUCCGCCACUUUUGCCGUGACAUCGCCGAACUUCGUCGCGGUAAACAUUACUUUCCGGAACACGGCCGGACCAGAUAAGCACCAGGCCGUGGCGUUGAGGAGCAGCGCCGAUCUCUCCAUCUUCUAUAGCUGCAGUUUCGAAGCUUACCAAGACACUUUAUACACUCACUCACUAAGACAAUUCUAUAGAGAAUGCGACAUAUAUGGAACAGUCGAUUUCAUAUUCGGAAACGCAGCUGUUGUCUUACAAAAUUGUAAUCUGUAUCCGAGACAACCGUUACCGAACCAGUUUAACGCUAUCACUGCUCAAGGUCGUACCGACCCGAACCAAAACACAGGAACUUCGAUCCACAAUUGUACGAUUAGACCUGCAGAUGAUCUGGCUUCGAGCAACUAUACGGUCAAAACGUAUUUGGGACGACCGUGGAAAGAGUAUUCACGCACGGUUUUCAUGCAAUCAUACUUGGAUGGUUUUGUUGAACCGGUUGGUUGGAGAGAGUGGAAUGGAGAUUUUGCAUUGAGUACGUUGUACUAUGCAGAGUAUAACAAUACCGGACCCGGUUCAAGUACCACGAAUCGGGUGGUUUGGCCAGGUUACCACGUGAUCAACUCAACCGAUGCGAAUAAUUUUACGGUUUCGAAUUUCUUAUUUGGUGAUGAGUGGAUGGUUCAGAGUGGUGUGCCUUAUAUGGCCGGUUUACUUUCGUAAUUUCUUGUAUUUGAUUAUAUUACUUUAUUAGUCCAUAGUAGAACCUUAAUAAACCGUUGUAGU
Brassica oleracea var. oleracea is the source of this 1833-nucleotide messenger RNA. Its product is annotated as probable pectinesterase/pectinesterase inhibitor 41. Bases 49 to 1770 code for a protein of 573 amino acids. The transcript has 2 exons. The record is from RefSeq and is a predicted model, not a curated record. Gene Ontology annotation, biological process: cell wall modification. Lineage: Eukaryota; Viridiplantae; Streptophyta; Magnoliopsida; Brassicales; Brassicaceae. Gene Ontology annotation, molecular function: pectinesterase activity; pectinesterase inhibitor activity.